Messenger RNA from Sycon ciliatum, 1173 nucleotides. RefSeq lists its product as uncharacterized. The transcript has 2 exons. NCBI's taxonomy places the organism in Eukaryota, Metazoa, Porifera, Calcarea, Leucosolenida, Sycettidae. Bases 136 to 1173 code for a protein of 345 amino acids. The record is from RefSeq and is a predicted model, not a curated record.
AAGUCAACAGUCACGUACGGUUCAAACCUCACACUUGCUUGCUCUGUGAGCAGCUUUCCAGCUCUCAUCUCCCUCACUUGGAGCCACCGGCACGACGACCGACAUAAAGGUCACGACACCAUAGCAACAUCGACAAUGCAAACACCGCCCAUGGCUCCAUCGAUACUGUACAACUGGACAAUCACCCUUGACCUCGAGUGGGUUGCCAAAAUCGACGGGGGCGACUACGAGUGCAUCGCAACGUACGCCCGUGAACCACACGGGAACACAAGCAGCAUGGAGUCGGUCGGCAGUGUGUCGGUGGAUGUUGGCAGUAGUGCGGACGAAGAGGCAGCCCCCAUCCCCUCCGCCUUUGCCAAGAACAGCCUUGUGUGGAUCGCCAGCACAGUGAUUGCCGGUAGUGUCGUGAUCGCUAUGGCAACGUACAUGCUGGUGAAGUCGUCACACAGGAAGCGGAGCACCUCCCUCUCCAUUGCACUUACGGAUCAUGAGAGUGUAACGAGCACCAUGAUGCAUAACAUGAACCGCUGCACGAGCACAACACUGACGACGCGUCAAGCGUAUUCCCGUUCCGCGGCUCUAUUUCAGCGCUUCGGCUUCUCCAGGAAGACGCCUUUGCCGGAAACGCCAUCGUGCAGCAGCGGAAUGGACGCGGUGAGCUCCAGAAUCUCCAGCACUGAGAUGGUCGAGUCGGAGAUGCUAUGCACGGCAUCGUUCCAUCAGCAAGCGGCUUACAGCUCUACAGGAAACACUUCGACGGCGGCGAGACGAAACUCGGCGGAUGCAGCACUGAAUCGGUACGAGUGUAGCAGCCGACGACGCAUCAGCAACGAUUACAACCGCUUCCCGCUGCGGUCAAAGUCCCUGCAUCUGAAAAAAGAACUCGUCGUCGGCUCCUCGCCCAACUAUGACGUGAUGCAAAGCGGAAUCCAGCACCCGACCGCGUCCGUGGACUCAGACCUGGUCGCUUCUCAGAAUGUCGGCAAUAAGAGCGGUGUGGGAUCUGACACCGAGUACUCCUGCUACAAUAUUAUUAGCAACCGAAAACGCCUCAGUACAGAGAUUUCUGUGCUGCCACCGUUGGAUAAGCGCGAUUCACAGGAUAGUGAAGGUAGGCCUUCUGCUUGGUUUUCACAAGACAUUCUGGAGUCAGAGAACAAUGUUGUCGGGUGA